This is a messenger RNA of Herpailurus yagouaroundi (jaguarundi), 1706 nucleotides long. RefSeq names its product chromosome unknown C1orf232 homolog (gene CUNH1orf232). The transcript is spliced from 5 exons. The record is from RefSeq and is a predicted model, not a curated record. Lineage: Eukaryota; Metazoa; Chordata; Mammalia; Carnivora; Felidae. Bases 1105 to 1671 code for a protein of 188 amino acids.
CGACCCAUGGCCAGUGACGGCGGGGCCAGGGGGCCCAGAGCCGGGUCAGGGGCACACGUGCGGGCGCUUCCGGAUUGCUGGAUGACGUCAAGGACGCCCGGGGGCGGAGCAGGGACUCCUGAGAUACCUCCAGUUCCUGACAAAGCGCUCACCACUUCUCACCGUUCCCCAGUUAUUCCCUUGGGUCUCCGUCCUUCGUGCACCCCCUGUCAAAUCCGUGAGCAAGGAGUGUUCUGCUCAGGCAUCUCCUCAGACUGCACGGGGUCAGCAACUCUCGCAAGAAGUGGAAGGGCUGGCAGAAGCACCUCUCAUCUUUGCCCCCUUUCUCUGAGCCCUGGACUCCCUGGUGUGGGCUGGCAGCAAAGGCAGAGAUACAGCCUAGGUAUUUUGUGCUCAGAGUGGGGGGAUGGCCAGAGAGCCUUUCUCCGUUCAUUGGAGCCUGGUGCCUUCCUGGCUGACCAGAGGAGCUCAGCAAUAAUUCAGGGGCUCCAGCUCUUUGGAACCUGUUGCCAGGAAACAGGGAGACAUGCACGUGCAUCCCUGGGGAGAGGAAUCGGUUUCCAGCCCAGACAAAGCAGAGAAAUGUAAGCCCAGGGUGCCAGCCAGGGGCUUUGAGACCUCCCCACUCCAGUUCACAGUUGAGUGGGGACAUAGGGCAGGCCCUGCUGAAGGCACAACUGGUAUGGCUACAGUCACAGGGGCACCAGUGUGGGUCUUGGGCCCAAGGACUUUAUAAAUGGACUUUGUGAAUGCAAGCAGAUUUUUUUUGGAGCCAUUCCAAGAGAUCAAAUUCAAGUACCCGUAGGGCCAGGAAGCGGGCCUCCGUGGAGAGAGAUGUCUCCAUUAUUCUUGGCCAAUAUGGGUCAAGACGAGGGGCUGAGGCCACAGAAGCCAGCUCUGUCCUGUCUCCACCCCAGACUCCUCUGGAUCAGCUCACCUGCCUGACAGUGUGCCAGCUGGGGAGGCUGGUGCAUCUUUAAUGAAGUCACCUGAUCCCUGGGACAGGCUCUGGGCCUCACCAAGUUCCUGGAGCCAGACCCGCUGGGUGCCCACUGAGUCACUGCCUUCCUGAGCUUGGGUGCCAGGUCUGUUUUCCCUGCAGCCAUGAACCAGGCCUUCUGGAAAACCUACAAGUCCAAAGUGUUACAGACCCUCAGUGGGGAAUCUGAGGAAGACCUGGCAGAGGAGAGAGGGAACCCAGCGUUAGUGGACUCUGAGCCGGCAGAACCUACCGAAGAGGCUUUCCAUCCCAUGUCCCAGUUGGCCCGCCGGGUUCAGGGGGUCGGGGUGAAAGGUUGGCUGACAAUGUCGUCUCUGUUUAACAAAGAAGAUGAGGACAAGCUGCUGCCACCGGAGCCCUGUGCCGACCACCCGCUGGCGGCGAAGUCCCCCUCGCAGGCGGUGGCCGCGGCGGAGGCGGAGCCGCGAGGGUCCGGAUUCUGGGACACGUUCGCCAGCAGGUGGCAGCAGCAGCAGGCGGCCGCCGCGUCAAUACUGCGCGGCGCCGAACCCACCCGGGAGCCGGACCCCGAAGCCGGGGACGAGGCCGCGGAGGAGGCCGCCGAACGCCCGGAGCCUGGGGAGGCCGACACCGUGGCCGGCUUCAAGUGGGGCUUCCUCACCCACAAACUGGCCGAGAUGAGGGUGAAGGCUGCGCCCAAGGGUGACUAGACGACCGGUCCAACAAGGCUCCCGCUCUUCCCCUC